AAAUCGCGUUGCGGCAUGGCGAAAACCAAAACGAACGUAGAUUGUAUAUCGGCGCAGCUGCCGUCCCACCCCGCGAGGUUCACGCUGACCGAAUGGCAUCUCGACAAUCAAUUCAGGCACCGGUGUACCAAGGCGCAGCAGGAAUCGUCGGACCGACUGUUGGCCGAGGGAAGACGCGUUUGCGAGUUGGCAAGGGAGAUCGUUAGGGCGAAUAAGGAGGAGACGGAUCACCAACUGAGAGCAAAACUCGACGACAUCGAGUUCCGACAGAAGGAACUGCUGCGGAUCAGGAGGGAUGUCGUUUUGGAGAUCGACGCAUUGUUGACGUACAAAGAACGGCUCGUGGACGCAUUGAAAUCCGUGAGGGAGAAUGCCCUAGCUAUCUGCGAGAAGUGUCUCGUUGCCAGGGAAAAUAGAUUGGGUAUCGACUUGGUUCACGAUGACGUUGAGAGGGAGUUGCUGAGGGAGCGCGAAGUGAUACAGACCGCGGAGAGCUCGUUGGACCGAAUUUUCGAGGAAACCUGCGAGCAAAUCAGAAAACUGAAGUCCGUGUUGUACUGCAUCGACCGCGAUCUGGAGAAUAAGGAGGACAAUUUAUUUAUUGAUCGUCGUAACGUGGCUCUGAAGGAGAGCGACUUCAAUUUGAGCUCGUGUCACGAUACCUCGCCUCACGAUAAGUCGAUACCGUUAAGUGAAUGGGAGCAGCAAACGAAUAAUAACGUUAUUGAUGCAAACAAAGAAGUUAAUAGCGCGAAGCGAUUGCGCUGUUACGUCGAUAAGAUGGUUAAGCGAAUAAUCGACGAUUUAAAUAAGCAAAAAGAUGUCACGAAUGAAGCGUUCAAGCGCCGUAUCGAACAAACUCAAGAAGCCAAAAUCAAGCUGGAACUUCAGCACUCGGAGAUAGUGAAACAGAUCGCUGCUACGUCCAGCAACAUUACGCACAUGAAGAAAUCCAUAGCUGAUAAGGAGGGCUACAUGGCUCUGGCUCACGCGAGACUCGGAUACCGACAUCAACGUCCAGGAACGGAGCUUACCGAGGACCUGGUCGAGGCUAAUCUCGUCAAGGAGGUCCACGAGUUGCGGAACGUUGCGGCGAACCUGCAACGGAUGCUUUGCGAAGACGUUGAACGUGGCGAGCGUGGCUUUGGUGUGUCCUCGUCGGCGCACUCGCGACCAGCAUCAGCGUCGGCGUCGAGGUCGACGCCGGACGCGGCGUUGACAUCGGCGCCGGCAUCGCAGCGUGACUCCAACGCUGACAGAUAUGACGCGAGGGCAUUGGCCAGCGGAGUGGGGCGCCCAGUAAACGCGCCAUCGGAUUCACCAAGCGCACGUGCCAAUGCCAGUACGAGCGCGAGUACGGGACCAGUGGGACGCUCGGAGAGAGAUUUCGCGAGAAGAGAUCGCUGGAGAGCGGUUGGCCGUGUGUUGCGUCGCCUAGCUCUGAUGAUGUUGCUGCUGGCAGCUGUUGCCGGCGUCCUGGCGUUAAUAGUGAUCUACAUGGGUCCGAUUUAUCUCGUGCAGUUGCUCGUGGUGGUCUCCGUCGCUUAUUUUGUUGCUGGUGGUCGUAUGAAAUGGUUCUACGUCGCCUUCAGGACUUUGCCGCGCGAUUGCAAAGGACUUAUAGGAUAUAUUAGAAUGUUGUGGUCCAUACGUGAUCAUGCAAGAAAAGACAGAAGCGUUGCCGAUAUAUUUAGACAAUAUGUUAAUCGUCAUCCUAAUAAAGUAUGUUUUGUGUUUGAAGAACAGGAAUGGACCUAUCAACAGGUGGAGGACUUUAGUAACAAAAUCGCAACAAUAUUUAAAACGCACGGUUACAAGAAAGGAGACGUGGUUGCUUUACUGUUGGAGAAUCGACCGGAGUUCGUCGCAAUUUGGCUUGGCUUGAGCAAGGUUGGUGUGAUAACACCUUUAAUUAACACCAAUCUUCGCAAGACUAGCCUUCAGCAUAGUAUCAAUAUUGCGAAGUGUCAGGCACUUAUAUACAGUGCAGAAUUCUUUGAUGCUGUGGUAGACAUCGCCUCGUCGUUGGAUGCUAAACUGGUAUUGUAUAGAUUCGGGAAUCACCCAAAUACGAUGUCAAUCGGGUUAAAGGAGAAAGAUUUGAACGCUCUCCUGGCAGAUACGUCUGCCACACCACCAGUGAUACAAGACAAGGGUUGUUAUAACGAUAAAUUGUUGUACAUUUACACGAGUGGCACUACGGGUCUUCCCAAAGCAGCUGUUAUCACCAAUUCGAGGUAUAUUUUUAUCGCGGGUGCCGUACAUUUUAUGGCGGUCUUGCGCGAUUCCGAUAGAAUGUACACACCUUUGCCGCUGUAUCAUACUGCCGGCGGGGUAAUGGCGAUCGGACAGGCCUUGUUGCACGGACACACAACGGUGAUCAGGAAGAAGUUUUCAGCGAGCGCAUUUUUCAGCGACUGCAUCAAGUACAAGUGCACCAUCGCGCAAUACAUAGGCGAGAUGUGUCGCUACAUCCUGGCAGUGGCACCUAAAAAGGAGGACAGGGAGCAUAACGUUAGAAUGAUUUUCGGCAACGGUCUCAGGCCGCAGAUCUGGGGAGAAUUCGUUUCGCGAUUCGGCAUUCCGAAAGUGCUUGAAUUUUAUGGCGCAACCGAGGGCAAUGCCAACAUCAUCAAUAUCGACAACAAGAUGGGUGCGAUAGGUUUCGUUUCGAGAAUCAUUCCGUCGAUCUAUCCCAUAUCUAUUAUCAAGGUCAACGAAGAUGGAGAACCCGUACGAAAUUCUAAAGGACUGUGUCAAGUUUGCGAGCCAAACGAGCCUGGAGUAUUUAUUGGGAAGAUUGCGCCGAACAAUCCGACGAGGGCAUUCUUAGGAUACGUGGAUCGGAAAGCGUCUGAGAGUAAAGUAGUUCACAAUGUUUUCAAGAAAGGCGAUUCCGCUUUUCUGUCAGGGGACAUCGUUGUUUCCGAUGAAUUUGGGUAUCUGUACUUUAAGGACAGAACAGGAGAUACGUUCAGGUGGAAAGGAGAAAAUGUUUCGACGUCCGAAAUUGAAGGAAUAGUCAGUAAUUUAAUCAACUAUCGAGAUUGCAUAAUAUAUGGUGUCGAGGUUCAAGGUGCUGAAGGCAAAGCGGGAAUGGCUGCAAUUUAUGACGAAAAUGGGACAGUAGAUGUACAGAAAUUAGCAAUCGAUAUCAAGGAACAAUUACCUGCCUAUGCCAGGCCGCAAUUUAUCAGGAUUCUGACGAAAAUUGAUCUCACAGGGACGUUUAAGCUGAAAAAGAAAGAUCUGCAAGAAGAAGCCUACAAUGUACACAAAAUUCAAGACAAACUGUACUACUUGGACCCAAAGCUUGGUUAUCAGCUUUUGACGCCAGAGAUUUAUGACAAUAUUCAACAAGGGAAGAUGAAGUUUUAAGUAAUCUUAAUUAAUUAGGAAAUUGUGGAGUACGGCAGUAAUGGAUAUUUUUACAGUGCAUCACUAUAUGUAAACAGAUUAUUAGUAUUAUAAAUGAAUUUUUCAUAUCUGAUUUUAUUCAGAUAGCGAGAAGUGCUUGCGAUAUUCCUACAGUUAAACAGUGCGGGUUGAUACCGACUAUGUUUGCAUUAAAUAUAAAUUAUGUUUUAUAAAAGACACGUUUGAAAAUAUAAACUGUUAUUGUAUAAAUGAUUUAUUAUUUAUGUUAAAUAAUAACCAAGUCUCGCUAUAAACUUAAUAUAAAAUUUCGUUGGACUUUGUUAUAAUUUGUCGUAUUUUAUUGGAUUUUACUAUUAUUUAAAAAUAAAGUUAUUUUAA
Ooceraea biroi (clonal raider ant) is the source of this 3756-nucleotide messenger RNA. It is a transcript of the gene Fatp1, whose product is annotated as Fatty acid transport protein 1. NCBI's taxonomy places the organism in Eukaryota, Metazoa, Arthropoda, Insecta, Hymenoptera, Formicidae. Gene Ontology annotation, biological process: long-chain fatty acid import into cell; long-chain fatty acid metabolic process. Gene Ontology annotation, molecular function: long-chain fatty acid-CoA ligase activity; long-chain fatty acid transmembrane transporter activity. Gene Ontology annotation, cellular component: endoplasmic reticulum membrane; plasma membrane. The record is from RefSeq and is a predicted model, not a curated record.